This is a messenger RNA of Macrosiphum euphorbiae (potato aphid), 327 nucleotides long. Lineage: Eukaryota; Metazoa; Arthropoda; Insecta; Hemiptera; Aphididae. The record is from the annotation of a GenBank genome assembly.
AUGUUUGUUUAUGACGUGCACGUCGCUGACGACAUGCGGUUCGCUGACGACAUGCGGUUCGCUGACGACAUGCGGUUCGCUGACGACGUGCAGUGCGCUGACGACGUGUGGUUCGCUGACGACGUGUGGUUCGCUGACGACGUGUGGUUCGCUGACGACAUGCGGUUCGCUGACGACAUGCGGUUCGCUGACGACGUACGGUUCGCUGACGACGUACGGAUCGUUGACGACGUACGGAUCGCUGACGACGUACGGAUCGCUGACGACGGAUGGUGCCUUGACGACGUGUGGUUCAAUGACGACGCGCGGUGCGAUAAAGAAGUGUGA